AUGUUUGCCGCUACGCUCCGACGGUCGUCCAGGAUGAGCUCUACCAUCACCUCCGCCCCUUUCUCAAGGGCUGUGGUCAAUGCCAUGCGCAAGCUCUAUCCCGAGGCGCUGGCCGACAAGAGCUGGGACAACACUGGGCUGCUUCUCGAAGCGCCGUUUGACCCGCUCCGCCGCAACCGGAACUCAGUCCUACUUACCGUUGACCUCACCCGCGCCGUUGCGGACGAGGCAAUUGAACAGAAUGCGUCCAUAGUAGUAGCCUACCAUCCAAUCAUCUUCAGAGGCCUCAAGUCCUUGACCCUCGCCAAUAGCCAGCAGCAGUCUCUGCUUCGCUUGGCUGCGAGCGGAAUCAGCGUCUACUGUCCCCACACAGCCGUGGAUGCCGCGCCUGGCGGGCUCGGAGACUGGCUUGCAGACAUUGUCACAGGGAACCCGACCGACGCUUCGGAGCAAUCGUCGAUCAAAAGCACCCAACCGUCACCUCUCCCGACAGCUUCAUCAGAGCAAGCCGAUCCGUUUGUGGAGAAGAGAUCGCUGUAUAUGUUGCGGCAUCACCCUUCGCAGAGCGGAAGCUCUCUGCGUAUCAAUGAUCUCAGACUUGGAAAGACGGCGCACACCCGCCAGGUUAUUACUCCUGUGACCAACGUGCCGGGACUCGAUGGCGCUGGCAUGGGCCGCAUCGUGCGCUUCCAGACACCUCAACCGCUCACUUCCAUAAUCGAGCGCAUCGGCCAAGGCUUGGGAGACCCCAAAGGAUUCCCCAUCGCCAUCCCUCAAGGAAGCUCGGUCGACGAGAUCAAAGUGUCGAGCAUAGGCAUAUGCGCCGGCAGCGGUGGCUCGCUCUUCUCGGGCAUUGACGUAGAUUUGCUCUUCACUGGCGAGCUGUCCCACCAUGAGGCGCUUGCCGCCAUAGAGAAGGGCCAGGUUGUCAUCACUCUGUUCCAUUCGAACACCGAAAGGGGCUACCUUCAUAGCGUCAUGAGGGACCAAUUGCUGGAAGCAAUCGGAGAUGAGUGGGAGUACCUCAGGGCGGAAGAGAAGGGAAAGCCCAACCUAGCCGACAAGGAGCUCGAGGCACUCUGCGACGAGUCGAUUAUAGUGGAAGUGAGCGAGAGGGACAGAGACCCCUAUGGCAUCAUCAUUGCCCAGGAGCCGUGA
Messenger RNA from Diplodia corticola, 1158 nucleotides. Its product is annotated as ngg1 interacting factor nif3. The transcript is spliced from 6 exons. The coding region runs from base 1 to 1158 and encodes 385 amino acids. Lineage: Eukaryota; Fungi; Ascomycota; Dothideomycetes; Botryosphaeriales; Botryosphaeriaceae. The record is from RefSeq and is a predicted model, not a curated record. Gene Ontology annotation, cellular component: mitochondrion; cytoplasm.